AACCACAUUGCGGUCAUAGCCAUCACGCCACCGGCUUUGUGCUCAUAAAAUGGUCAGCAUUAUCAUUCAUGCAUCAUACUCCGAUGAACGUUUGAUCCAGGAAUUCUUGAACGAACUAUUCGCAUCGGAUGUCUCCAUCAUGCGGAAACGGGGUAGAUUCAUCAUUAAUGCGCCUCGGGCUUUGACUGAAAGUCAAAUUUCACGUCUCCAGCGGACCGUCAGAGUGGAGCACUUCGACCAGGGAGGAUAGAAAAUGCGGGGAACCGGGCUGCAAUCAUGUAUAAACAGAGGGUCUUGUCGACGAAUCUUGAGUCCAUGGCCGAAGGCCCUGAAGUUGUAUUGUCCUCCCCGGCUGACUUUUCUCCCUCGAUGUGGAGAACAUAACUCUCAUAUUCAGUCUCCCUUUGUGUAGUCUUGAACGCUGAAUAGCUAAGAAUGUUGGGAUUGGCAAAGAUUUUGUUCGAUCUGGCAGC
This is a messenger RNA of Verticillium dahliae VdLs.17, 473 nucleotides long. RefSeq lists its product as uncharacterized. Lineage: Eukaryota; Fungi; Ascomycota; Sordariomycetes; Glomerellales; Plectosphaerellaceae. The record is from RefSeq and is a predicted model, not a curated record. The coding region runs from base 50 to 250 and encodes 66 amino acids. The transcript has 3 exons.